GAGCAGAUUCUUGGCAGAAGAGUAGAGCUCCCUAAGCCUAAACAUGUUACGGGAAGGUAAAGAAGGAGAAGACAUGGGAGCUAUUAUGGCGCCAGCAUGUGCCAUUAGGUUGAUGUAGCGAAUUAGUCGGUUCAUCAACAGCGGAAUGGCCUCCCCUACCCUACACCAAACUCGUUUGGCGCGCGGCGCAACGUCCGCUAGAUUGCGCUAGCUCAGUCUGGAUAAACGUCCUAGUCAAGAGGAACAGGGAGACGGGAAGGUAGAAGGGCCGCCCGCAGGAAAUUGCUGGGCGUCUGUUCACGUCGUGAAUCUUAGAUUCAUUAAUCCAUCUACGGUGAUAAGCGCUUUCGGUCGCGAAACGAGUACCGACAAACGCAGCCAAGAUCAGCCAAGAGCAACCAAGAGCAACAAGAGCCGCCAUGUUCAAGGGCCUCAGAGCGCAGAGAAGCAAGGAGAGAUUCGAGUUCCGAUUCCGCUUCCAUGCCACUAGGGUGCCCCUGACGGGGUUCGAGCACCUGGUCGUCUCGCUCCUGCCCACCGACACCAACCGCUCGGACGUGCGCACGGGCACCGCCACCGUGCGCAACGGAAUCUGUCAAUGGACGGAAACGGUGACGGAAGUCGUCAAGCUCACGCGCAACCCCAAGACGAAGACGUUCGAGGCCAAGGCGUAUCGGUUCGUGGUGUCCUCGACGGCCGGCGCGGUGUUGGGCGAGGCUUGGUUGAAUCUGACGGAGUUCAUCGGGUACUCGCAGCUCGACCAGCGCGCGCUGCCGCUCCGAUCCUGUCCCUCGGGCUCCGUGCUCCACGCGACGGUGCAAUGCUUUCCCAUCGAUCCCAGGGACGGCGACGACGUGGCGGACCAGCCGCACGUCGCAGCCCAUGCGACGAGCGCCGCCGACAGCCAUGCGACGCCUGCGACAGCAUCGGCGGCGGCGGCCGCAGCAGCAGGGGGGGCAGGGGGAGCGGGGAGGAAGAAGCGCACGGGGGAGAAGGAAGGCGCCCUGCCAGCUGCUUCUUCCUUCAAUACCGCUGCGACUGGCGCAAACGCGGGUGGUGGAAGCGCAGCCGGGGGAGGCGGAGCGGAAGCGGGCGAAGGGGGUGGAGCCUCCGGAGCAGCUAGUAAGCCCGGUGCGGGGGAUGCGGCGGCAGUGGCGGUAGCAAGUGACGGUGCGGGGUCAGCUGCGAUUGGGACGUUGGCAGGUGGCGCGGGAGGAACAGACGGCAGUGGCGCCAGUGGUGGCGUGAUGAUGCUGAGAAGCACGAGGACCGAGUCGUUGCAGCCGCGGCAGCAGCAGUCGCAGAACCAUGGGGGGGAAGGGAGGGAGGAGAGCGGGGAGAAGCGGAAGGAACCGCAGGGGAGGGGCAGGGAGAGGAGCCAGGAGCAUAAGAGAGCAGGGCAGGAGCAGAGGAGCAAGGAGCACGCGAAGCAGCAGCAGCAGCAGCAGCAGCAGGAUGGUCAGGGCGGUGGGAGCAAGGCGUCGAGCUUCAUGCACCGCUUUGGAAGCUUGCCGGGCGUGAGAGGGGAGUCCAAGAGUUUCAGAGCGCCGUCAGUGAGUGGCGGUGAGCGGCCAGGGCUAGCGUCAGUACUGCCACCGGCAGGGGACGACGAGGAGCAGGCGAACGUCACGUGCACCACGGCCGGGGGGGGCUCGGGUGCCACCUCCAUGCUCAUGGCCGCCAUGCUCUUCCGCCGCUCCUCCUCCACCAAUCACACCCACCACAGCCACGUCAGCAGCGGCAGCGGCGGCGGGUCGUCUCGUCGCACCGUGUCCCCCGGACGGCCCCGUUUCCCCCCGUCUCCGGCGGCGCUUGGCAUGGGGCCGGGCCCGGGUAGGGAGGGCGCAGCAGCGGCAGGGGGUGAUGCUGGUGGUGGUGGUGGUGCGGCGCCUCUGCUGACGUACUCGGGGGAGAUUCUGCGACAGGAGGAGGCGUUCCGCAGGCAGGGGGCGGACCACUGGCGGAGGGAGGUGGCGAGUGGGCCCAUGGAGGUGGGAGGGGGCGGGCGGUUCAUCCCUGGUGCUGGGUACUGGCUGUCCCGGCCUACUUCAGACGGCGAGGCUAAGGAAAAGCAAAAGGAGUUGCACCAGCAGCAGCAGCAGCAGCAGCAGCAGCAGCAGCAGCAGCAGCAAGCGAGUGAGCAGCAGGUGCGCAAGCAGCCGCAUGCAGUCACGGAGCCACAGACACAUAUGCGCGCGGAGACAGGCACAGGCGGGGCGGGAGAGGCGCGGAAAGAGGAGAGUGCGGAGGGAGGAAAGGCGGAGUUGACGAUAGCAGCUGCCGCUUCUGUUGCCCUUGACAUUGGUGUGGCUGCUGCUCCUAAUGACUGGGCCUCAGGAAAGCAGCAGCAGCAGCAGCAGCCGCAGCAGCAGCCAAGCGUGGUUCUGCCUCGGUCAGCGAGCUUGUCGAGUGUGUCGACUGCUGCAAGCAGCACUGGCUGCAGCAGCAGCAGCAGAGACAAGAGGAGGAGCAGCAGCAGGUCGAAACGGAGAUCAGGGAGCUCAGCAGAUGUGGUUAUACCUGCACCUCCUGACAUCCCCCCUGCUCUGCUUCCGUCUCCUCUUCCCACCAACGGACCCACUCCUGCUGCACCACCUGCUGCUGCUGCUGCGGGGGUUGAAACCCCUGCUCCUCCUCCUCCUCCUCCUCUUGCUGCUGCUGCUGCUGCUGCCGCUGCGGGUGCGGGAGCAAGCAAGGGGAAUGGUGAGGCGUCCAGUCUGCCUGGGCUGCUGCGGCCGUCUAGCGAGGAUGCCGACACGUCUUCCGACGACUUGAGCAGUGCUGGCAGCGCGCGUGGCGCUGCCGACGCUAAUGGCACCGCCGGUGGCCGCAGUAGCGACGGUGCCGCCGCCGCCGCCGCUCCUGCUGGUGGUGGUGGUGGUGGUGGUGGUGCUAGUGAUGGUUUGAAUGGGCGGAAUGUGGGUGAGCCAGGAGGGCUUGUCACGGCAGGAGGGGCAGCAGCAGGGCCAGGGGUGGCAGGGGUGCAGUACGGGGGCGGGUGGUCUGCUGCGAGUACGAGCAGCAGCGACAGCUCUGCGGAUUACCCUCUGGACAUUAUUCCCCCGGCCAGCUGCGUGCUGCCCGCUCACAAGGUCGCAGCGACGGACGCCACAACAGCGCCAGCAGCAGCAGCAGCAGCAGCAGCCGAAGGAGCACCUAUAUCCUUCGGUCCAAGCCAGUACCACGUGGGGCCGCCGCUGCCGCUGCCGCCAGCAGCAGACGCUGGUGCGGUGCAGGGGCAGAGUGCGCUCGGGGGAGGGGGCGAGGGAGGGGGAGAAGGCGUGUGGCGGACGGGUUGGAGUGCGGGUAAGUCAGGGCAGAGGCAUGGCGGCGGGUGGCAGGUGGCGGAGCAGCAAGGGGGCAGCGGAGCGGAAGGGGAGCCAAUGGGGCAGGGGAUGCAGGAGGGAGAAGGGGGGGAGGGGGAGCAGCGGGAGGGCAUGGGCCCACGAGGUUGGGUGGUGCCUGGCACAACAGCAUGCCAAGGCAUGCCUCCUGGCCAAGACAUGGCUGCCGCUGCUGCUGCUGCUGCCGACCCUGCCUUCUCCUACCUGUCUGAGUUCCCAGGGUAUCCGCCUGGCAUGGGGCAUCCCUCCACGUGCCCAUCGCAGUUGGCACCAGAUGCCGCUCACGUGCACCUCCUCUCCGCCGCUGGCCCGGGCUCGUUCCCUGCAGGGCAGCCAGGCAUGGCGGCAGAUGCGCUGGGGGGACGCAUGGGGUCCGCCAACCUUGGGAACUACGGGGGCAUGGGACCCAUGGGCGGCGGAGGCAUGGGUAUGGGCAUGGGAAUGGGGAUGGGCAUGGGGAUGGGGAUGGGCAUGGGCAUGGGGGCAGGUUCCGGCGGUGUCCCCCCCACUGGUUUCCCCAGCAGAAGCAGCAGCACGGGCGGGGGCGGGGGCGGGGGCGGGGGCUACACGAGCAGCGGCGAUCCGGACUCGGACCUGGCGGCGGCGGAGGCCGCCAUAGAGGAGCUGCAGCGCGACUGCACGCACUAUCAGCACGCGGUGCGCAACCUGAUGCGCGAGGUGGAGGUGCUGCGCGCGCAGCUGGCGGAGACCAUGACGCAGGACCGCGCGGUCGAGGUCGCCAUGGAGGCGCUCAGGGAGGAGCGAGAUAAGCUCGUGGCCGAGGUGAAGCUGCUCAGGCAGCUCGUGGUUGCGGGAGGCGCCGGGGAAAACGGAUGCCUGGGCAUGCGCCCGCUGGAGGGCGCAGCGGGAGGCGGGGGAGGGGGGGGAGGAGGGGGGUUUGGGGGAGAGAGGUUCGCAGGAGGGGGAGGAGGGUUAGGGGGGUUGAGUGGGCCGGGGGUGCCGGGAGCGGUGGCGGCGGCAGCAGCCGGGGUGGUGGGCGUGGAGGGGAGGGAGGCGCUCGCGUGCGUGCUGAGCGACCUGGCGUACCACAAGGGGCUGACGGAGAGCCUGGAGGCGCAGGUGGAGGAGCUGUCCGCCGCCAACGAGGACCUGCUGCGCGCGCUGCAGCAGGCGGAGGGGGACGUGGGGAAGUAUAGAAGAGAUGCGGAGGAGCUGUUUGAGGUGAGCGAGAGGCGGGAUAGGGAGCUGAAGCGGCUGCAGCGACAGGUGGAGCAGGGGAGGGGGGAGGGUGCCGGGGGUGGGGGUGAGGGUGAGGGUGAGAGAAGCGGUGAGGGGACUGGUGAUGGAGGCCGUGAAGGGGGUCUGAUAGCUGGAGUAGGAGGAGCAGCAGGGGCGGCAGCAGAUGGGGAGGUGAGGGAGCUUCAGGUGAAACUAGCAGAGCUGGAGAGGGAGGCGCAGGAGCUGACAGCAGAGAGCCUGGAGCUGGCGGCCACGCUGACCCAGUCACAGCGAGCGGGCGAGGCCAAGGACGCGCGGGUGAAGCUGCUGGAAGCCCAGCUGGCGGCGCUCAAAGGGGAGAUGGCAGGCACUGAUGCUGCUGAGGUGAUUGCUGCUGCAGAGGCUACUGCUGCUGCUGCUGCCGCCGCUGCUGCUGAAGCGGAGGCUGCUGCUUCUGGUGUUGCGAGGACCAGGAGGGACGGAGGGAAGGACGGCGGAGGGGGGGAGGAGGAGGAGGAGAAGGAGGGGGGGGUGUGGGAGGGAGGAGGAGGGAGGGAGAGGAUUGAGGAGCUGGAGAGGGAGGUGGAGAGGCUGAUGCGGGAGCUGGAGGCAGCAGAGGAGGAGGGGAGGAGGAGGCAGCAGGAGGAGGUGGAUUUGCUGCUAGCUGGAGUGAGGAAGGAGUUGGAACAGCUUACAGUGGAAAAAGCAGAGGUAGAGAGGCAGCUAGCGAUGAGUGUGAGACAAGUGAGCGUGUGGCAGAGGAGGUGUGAGGAGGGCGAGGAGCGGAGGAGCGAGGCAGAGGAGCGGCUGAGGGUGGCGGUGGGGGUGAGGGAGAGGAGCGAGGAGAUGGCAGGGAAGCUGGCAGAGAAAGUGCGGGAGCUGGAGGACAAGCUUGCACAGGCGGAGGCGGCGAGAGGAGCAGCGGAAGCGGCGGCUGCUGCGGCGUCCGUGGCUGCGGCUGUGGCUGCUGAGGAGGCAGCGGCAGCAGAGGAGAAGAGAGCAGAAGCCGUGUCAGCCGCUGCAGCCUCUGCCACAGCCGCUGCUGCUGCCACUGCUGCUGCAUCUAGCUUGCCGUCGCCACGAGGGGGGAGAACCGCCGCCGGACGGGGACGGGGAGGAGGCGGCGGAGGCGGCGGUGGUGGCGGAGGGAGAGGCAUGGGUGGUGCUGGAGGUCAUGGCAGCACUGCAGCUGCUCAUGGUACCGGCAGGAGGGCGGCGGAUUUCCGAGUGGAGGAGCUGGAGAUGCAGCUGGCGUCGCUGCGGGAGCUGCUGCAGGAGGCGACGAGCCUCAAGGUGAAGGCGGCGCGAGAGGCCGCCACGCGCGCGAAAGAAGUGGAGCAGCUCACCACUGAGGUGGUCGUCCUGCGGCAGAGAGCAGAGCGCGCCGAGCGGGAGCUGAAGGGCCUGGAGGAGGAGAAGGCUGGGCGGGAGGCAAAGAUCUCGGAGCUGGGGAGGGAGGUGAUGGAGGCGAGGCUGAGGGUGAAGGCGGCGGAUGAGGAGGUGGGGCGGGCGAGGGUGGAGCUGGAGGUAGCGGAAGAGAGGGCGAAGGAGUAUGAGAAGGAGGCGAAGGAGGAGAGGGAGGCGACGGAGGCGGUGGUGGGGAGAGUGGCGCAUUUGGAGGUGGUGAUGGGGAGGAUGGAGGAGGAGAGGGGGAAGGCUGUUGUGGAGAUGGUGGAAGCGGUGGGUGCCAGGGAGGAGAUGGAGGGGAGAGUGAGGCAGAUGGAUGGGCGAGUGAGGGAGAUGGAAGAGAGGGUGCGGAGUAAGGAAGAGGAGGUGAGGGAGAUGAAGGAGAGAGUGAGGGAGAUGGAGGAAGGAGUGCAGGCGAAGGAAGUGGAGGUGAGGGAGUUGGAGGCGAGGGUGAGGGAGAUGAGGGAGGAGGGAGAGGAGAGGGAGCGGAGGGUACUGGAGCUGCAAGAGGAGGUGGGGAGGAAGGAGAGGGCGAUCGAGGAAACGGAGAGGAGAGUGCGGGAGGCGGCAGAGAGAGCAACAAUAGCAGAGGAGCAGGCAGAGGAGCGAGCAGUAGCGCUGGAGGUGCUGGUGAAGGAGAAGGAGCAGAGAGCGCAGGAGACGGAGGAGAAAAUGGCAGUCCUAGAAUCAGAGUUGGAGGAGGUGAGGGAGGAGGCGGACAGGGAGAUAGGGGAGCUCAAAGAGAUGGAAGGGCGGCUGUUUGAGCGCCUGGAGCUGCUGCUGUCGGAGAAAGAGGAGACCCUGGCACGGGCGAUGAAAGCAGAGGACAUGCUGCGGAACGAGAGAGCAGAGAAGGAGGCGGCGGUGGUGCGGCUGCAAGAGGAUCUGCUGAUGCUCAAGGAGCAGCUGGAGGUGGUGGCGCCUGCAGCGCUGCAGCAGCAGGAGCAGGACGAGCAGCAGAAGCUGGACGAGCAGCAGCGGCUGAGAGACCUCCAGGAGCGGCUGCGACAGGCGGAGAUCAAAGCGCGCCACGCGGAGUCUGGCUGGGCGGCAGAGGCCAAGGAGCUGGGGGGGAAGAUCGCAGCGCUGCAGGCGGAGCGGAACGCGUGGCGGGCCAAGGAGAUUGGGCUGCUGGCAGAGCUGGAGGUGGCGAAGCAGGAGUCGGGUGCGGCGGUGCAGCGCGAGCAGGCGCUGGUGCAGGAGGUGCGGCGGGUGAGUGGGGAGAAGGCGGGCGUGGAGGAGCGCAUGCGGCAGCUGCAGGGCGUCAUCGAGGGGCUCGAGCGCGCCAAGGUGGCGCUCGAAGCGGAGCGGGCUGCCGCGCAGGCGCAGGCGGCGGUGCUGGGGGGAAAGGUGAAGGAGUGCGAGGGGCUGAAAGUCGAGCUUGCGCAGGUGAAGGCGGAGAAGAUGGGGGUCGAGGAGAGGAGGUUGGCGUUGGUGGCUAAGCUGGGGCGGAUAGAGGAGGGGAUGGAGCAGGUGGAGGAGCUGAGGGUGAGGAACGCGGUGCUCAAGGGCGAGGUGGAGGUGAUGAGCUCGAGAGUGGGGGACAUGGAGAUGCUGCGGGCGGAGAAGGAGAGCCUGGAGCGCCAGGUGCGGGAGCUGCAGGCGCUCAUGUCGAGGAGACAGGCGGCCAGGGAAGUGGCAGGGGGGGGUGGGGGGGAGAGGGCGGUGGCUGUGGGUGGUGGUGGUAGCAGUGGGGGGGAGGAGCCGACGAUGGUUGACGAUGAUAAGGCUAGUGGAGUUGGCACGUGUGCUAGUGGCACCAGCAGUAGCAAAGCGGAUGCUGAUGAGAAGCAGAGUGUGGUGGAGGGAGAGAAGGGGCAGGAUACCAGUGAGGAUAACAGUGAGGGAGAGAAGGUGCAGGUGGAUAACAGUGAGGGCAAGGCGGGGGGGGGAGUUGAAGGGCAGCCUCGUGCGAGCAGCAAAGACAGGGGUGCGGUUUCUGGGACAGGAGAAAGUGGGGAGAGGAGUGCGAGGAGUGAGGAGGAGAAGGGGGGGGGGGGCAGUCAGGUUGCUGCAGAGGAAUUGAAGUGCCGUGAGGAGGAGGAGGAGGGUCAAGGAGGUGUGACGAGUGGUGGUGAUGUGGAUGGGAAGACGCAGCCAGCAGGGGACGAUGAGGCAGCGGAAUUGGAAGGGCCGGUCGAUACAGUAGCAGCUGUUGCCAAAUUAUCUGAUGAAGACUUGGGUCAACAGCAGCAAGGGCAACAGCAGGAGGAACAGCAGCAGGAGCAGAAACAAGAGCAGCAAGUACAGGAGGGAGCCAUUCCCGAUGUGGUGGAAAAGGAAGAUGAGAAGGCAGAGACCGCGCAGGAAGGGAGAGAGGAGCAAGCAACACAGGACAUGGAGCAGUCAGAAGAUGCAGGCGUGACAGGGCAGCAGCAGCAGGAGGGCGAGGGGGCAUCUCCACCUAAGGCAAUCUUAGAGGAAAACCCAUGUGAUGCUGUGGUGAACGGACCAGAUACUACUGGUGCUGCACCUGAUGGUGAAUCGGUUGUGAGUCAGGGCAGUCGCAGCAAGGCCACCGCCGGUGCUGGUGGUGAUGGUGGUGCGGUGGUGGCACAGGGCAAGGUGAUGGUGGGCGGGGUGGCUGUGGACACGAGAGCAGCGGAGAUGCGGAAGCGGAUUGCAGAGCUGGAAGGGGAGCUGCACAAGGAGAGACAGCGAGCAGCAGCGGCUGGCGUGAGCAGCAGCGGUGGCGGCGGCGGCGGCAGCAGCAGCAGUGAUGCUAUUGAUUCCACGGGCGGAGUGGGAGCAGCUGCAAGUGGGCAGCAGCAACCACAAACCCCUGUUGUGGAUGAGGAGGUAGCAAAGAGCUCAAGUCCUAAAUCCGAAAGCAAGGCCUCAACAGCAGCUGCAGCAGCAUCCGCACCUGCAGUGAAAGGUGGACUUAGCAGCAGCAGGACCUCCAGCACAGCUUCAAUCAGCAGCACCAGCAGCAGUGCUGGGGUUGCCACACGGCGAAAGGUUGUGAGGAACGCAUCGGACUCCCAUGGCCCAGGCAGGAAGGUGGUGAUUCGGAGGGUGGUCUCAACCAGUGACGCCUCGUCCGGUGUUGCACAGUCUGGCUCAGCACCGUCAGACAGUGCAGCAGAGCAGCCCACAACCACCCCCACAUCAACGGGAAAGGUAGUGAGGGUGGUGCGGAGUCGCAUUGGCGAAGGAUCGUCUAAUAAACUGCGCCAAAAUUCGUCUGGUGCCUCUCGGAAAUAGGAUCGAACAAUGUUGCUGGGUGAAAAGCUAGAGCGGUCCUAAAUAUCAUGCAUCAGACGAUACUGUAUGUAUACUGUAUGAUUGCAAUGAUGGAACUCAGGACGAGUUUUGAGAAUA
This is a messenger RNA of Closterium sp. NIES-67, 9254 nucleotides long. Lineage: Eukaryota; Viridiplantae; Streptophyta; Zygnematophyceae; Desmidiales; Closteriaceae. The record is from the annotation of a GenBank genome assembly.